Molecule: messenger RNA, 2034 nt
Organism: Peronospora belbahrii
Lineage: Eukaryota; Oomycota; Peronosporomycetes; Peronosporales; Peronosporaceae
Source: the annotation of a GenBank genome assembly
AUGGCUAAGAGCAUCUGUCCCACUUGUUCCUGUACAGAGAUUGAUGUAGUGGAUAUUAGUGGUGAGGCAGUAUGUGUCAGCUGUGGUACAAUUCUUGAGGAAAACAAUAUCGUGUCUUCUAUCGAGUUUCAAGAGUCCAGCGGCGGUGCGCACUCUGUCGUGGGGCAAUUUGUAUCGGCCACAGCCUCUAAAUCCUAUGGUAACAUUGGCACUAGUGGAAGAAACUAUGGAGUUGAAUCUCGCGCUAAUACUCUUGCCAAUGGCAAGAAAAAGAUUCGUCAAAUUGCAGGCAUGUUGAGACUCGGAGACCAUUACGUGGAUUCGGCCUUUCGUCUUUUUGCGCUGGCACUGCAGCGCAACUUUACGCACGGCCGCAAGACGCAGACAGUUAUUGCCGCAUGUAUAUAUAUUGUUUGUCGUCGAGAGCGCUCGCCGCACUUGCUAAUUGACUUUUCGGACAAGCUACAGAUCAACGUGUACGUACUAGGCGGCGUCUUUCUUAAAUUUUGCAAAUUGCUGCAGAUCCACCUGCCGCUCAUUGACCCUUCGCUCUACAUCCACCGCUUUGCGUCGCAACUCAACUUUGCAGGAAAGACACACAGUAUUGCUACCACGGCGCUGCGCCUUGUGGCCACUAUGAAGCGUGACUGGAUUGAGACAGGUCGCCGUCCGUCGGGUAUAUGUGGUGCAGCUCUGCUUAUUGCAGCACGCUCGCAGUCGAUAACGUGUAGUCUGCACGACGUCAUGGAUGUCGUUAAUAUUGGAGAACGGACGCUCAAGCAGCGGCUGUACGAGUUUUCACUUACCCCGACAGCACAAUUGACCUACGACCAAGUUGGUAAGCUUGAAAUGUCGCGCGUUGAGUGUGACCCGCCUAGUUUUCAGCGCCACCGUGAAAAAGAAGUUAUAGAAAUGAUGCUAGCGAAAUCGGAAAUAUUGUCUUUGGAGCAGAAGUCGGAUUUGAAGCAAUUGAAAAGGGUACGAAGUCACUUGGAUGACGAUAGUGAUGACGAAUGUAAGGGCAGCGCCCUUGCCAUAGGCUUGUUGGGCAAAAAUACGCAGCUUAUAAGGGAUGAGGAAAUGUCGCGUCUCUUGAGUGGCGUUGCUUACUGUAAGAAAAAACAAGCACAAGCUUUACUCGGUAGCAAUGGCGCAAUUGUACGAUUUAAUGGUUUGUUGAAUGAAAAAGGCCUUGCUGGUGGAGAUGACGACGAAGACAUUGAUUAUGGAUUUGACAACGCAAAUGACCAGAUUGUUAACCGUGCAAGUCGUUUGGCAGCACAUGAGGUUUUGCUUCAUGUACGUAAGAAAUCGGCUCGCUACAUGAUGCGAAAGCGUGAUGAGACGACCUUUUACAAGACAGUAGAACGUGAUCUGACAUUGGCACUUGAAGAGGACAAUUCAUUAGCAAAGGUUAGCCGAAGCGGAGAAAAGGGAAAAUCUGACAACGCCAAUGGUAAUACUGAGCAUAUUACUAAUUCUACGUUCUCAGCAGACGAUGAAGACUGUAGUCCAAAAGCAAGGAGACGAAGGCCGCGUGGCAUAGCUAAUGCUAGUAUUGAUCGCGAAGAGUGGGGAAGACAAAGGCUAAGUGGUGAUACAUAUGAGCACGAAGAAGCUAUUGAAGACUUAAAUGCCGAAGACAAAGUGGUAGAGGAAGAGGUUGCCAUGGGGAAAGAAUGUUUUGAGGAGAAAAUUGUGGAUACGUUGUCCGACUUGGACGAUGAUGAAAUCAACUCAUUAUUGUUGACACGAGAGGAGGCGGAAAAGAAAAGGCUAUUGUGGGAGAAGAUGAACAAAGACUUUAUUCAAGAGCAGGAACAGAAGCGGCUACUUAGUUUGUUGGCACCUGACGUUUCAAAGAAGAAAAGGAGAAAAAAGACUCUUGAUGUGAACGCACCGCCUCCGGACACGGCGCAACACGCAAUAUAUGUGAGCAUACAAAUUAAAAAGCCGAAGAAUCAACUACGAAGUCAUCGACGAACUGUUUGGGGAAGCGGCGAGCAACGGUUUUUAAUACGUAUUGCAUCAUAA